GCUGGGCGCCUCGAGAGGCCCAGCCACGGCGACGCCCAGGACUUCGGCGAAUUCCGAGGCGGUGCGCCGCUGUCCUCCUUGAGCCCGUCGCCCUCCAGAAGGGCCUCUGGCGCGGCCGCGAGCCCGUCGCCCGGCUCCCGCAGGGCGUCCCGCGUGCCGAGGCACGGCGGCGCCCGGAAGGACCACCCACUGCGAAGGCGGCCGCAGAGAAGGGAGCUCGGCACCACCGAGCUUGUCCUCACGGGCCUCCUGGCGGACG
This is a messenger RNA of Prorocentrum cordatum, 259 nucleotides long. The record is from the annotation of a GenBank genome assembly. NCBI's taxonomy places the organism in Eukaryota, Dinophyceae, Prorocentrales, Prorocentraceae.